GGGGGCUGUCGCUAGAAGUCCGGGGGACGCAGGAGAGGAUCAGGCAGAUCUCGGGGCUGGAGGAGAAAUCUCAGCUCCCCGUUACCCCUUCGUUACCAGCCGAGUCUCCUCCAGAUCUGCGCGACCCCAGCGCCCGACUCUCCCGCUAAUUCCUAACGGGGAUCUGUCCUUGGUGCUGAAAUCCGGGGCCGCCUGUAGCGCAGAGAAACCGGGAGAUCUGCGGCCCAGAGAAGCAGUCGCACCGGGAGCUGGAGGAGUCGGGAGGGGUCGGGGGGCUGCGGGGAUGGAGGCGGGAGAGCUGGGGGGCUGAGACACAGGCCGGGGAAUCUGAUCCCAAACUGACACCAACUCGGGCCUUUCCCUGGCGAGCGACAAACUCACAUUUACCGGCUGCUCCUGAGACUAAAGGAUAAAGGACCCCCAGACUAAUACUGUAAGGAUUUAACUGGAGCCUCUCACUGACAACGACCCCACAUCUCCCCGCCCCUUGGGACCCUCCUACCAACAAAGAGACCCCCCUCCAGGCUGGACACAAACUCCAACCCUUCAUACUUGGGCCCCUCAUUAACAAAGAGAGACCUGAACAAGUCUCCCCCAUUUCCAUGGACCUAAUUCCCCACAAGCAGACCCCCAGGUAAAGGUAAAACCCCAAACCCCCAUUUGAGAUCCUUUUACUGACAAGAGCACCCCAAGAAAGAGAAGAGAUAACCAGCACCCCGUCUGGGAGACCCGAACUAGGCAUCAAGUACAAGAUCACAACUAGGCACCCCGACAUUUACAGUGUUAUCAUCACUGGAGACGCCCUGAUCUACAAACACAAAGAGCGAGCCCCUUGGGGAAACAGUUAAAGGAAAUCCACCCCUCUGUUGUCCUACAUAUAAAGACAUUUAUACAGGGAGGAGAAGGGAAGCAGAGCCUCCAGCACCUUGACCUGUAAAGGAGUUCUCCAAGAGUAGUCCCAUUCAUAGGGUUCCAGUCACACACCUUCCUUGGUGUUCCAUUAUCAUUCUCUGAAAUGGUCAAGGACUUUGCAAACUAAAACUUUCCUAGACGGAAUUAAAGGUCAAGAACCACAUUCUACGGAUACUUCCAACUGAGCUUCCAAGAAGCAGCCAUCAGUCCUACAGAUGAACAAGGUCACCUCUCCAAGAUUGACUUAGAUGCCAUCACCUCCCUGUGGAAAUUAGCACUCUCACAGGACCCCAAAAUCACCCAACCUCAUCGCCUAACUGGAGUCAAUUUUACAUCUCUCCAAACAAAGGUGCCGUCACCCACCCGCAUACAAUCAACCAAGUCAACGAUGAUUCAGUUCCCUCCCGAUGCUCCUUAACCGGAUUUGAGGCUGACAACGGAUUCUUUGAAUAAGGAAUUUACAAUGCUGGUGGAGAAAGAGACCAUGUUUUCCGUAUAGGAGUGCUGUUUGACUCUGGAAAAGCUGAAGUCGGAGAGAAUGCUGGGAUUCUGCCGGGGGAGAAGGAAGUUCCUGUUUGCCUCUCUGACCCUACUCUUCAUUCCAGCCAUCACCUGGAUUUACCUCUUCACCGGAAACUUUGACAAUGGCAAGACGGUGUCUCUGUCUCCGUUGGAUGCUCAGCCUCACAGCCCGCGGUACAUGGCCUCCAGCCAGCGGGAGAGCUUGGAAGUGCGGGUGCGAGAAGUGGAGGAAGAAAACCGGCAGCUCCGCAAGCAGCUCGGCCUGGCGCAGCGUCGGGUUCCCUCGCAUGGAAACCGCUCCAAAACCUACUCUAUGGAGGAAGGAACCGGGGACAGUGAAAGUCUACGGGCCGGGAUUGUGGCCGGUAACAGCUCUGAGUGUGGGCAGCUGCCGGCCGUGGAGAAGUGUGAGACCAUUCACGUGGCCAUCGUGUGCGCCGGAUAUAACGCCAGUCGAGAUGUUGUCACCCUUGUGAAGUCCGUCUUGUUCCACAGGAGGAACCCACUCCACUUCCACCUGAUCGCAGACACAAUCGCUAAGCAAAUCUUGGCCACUUUAUUCCAAACGUGGAUGGUGCCGGCGGUGCGCGUGGAUUUCUAUGAUGCAGAUGAGUUAAAGUCUGAAGUCUCCUGGAUCCCAAACAAACAUUACUCAGGAAUAUAUGGGCUGAUGAAGCUGGUGCUUACGAAGACCCUCCCGGCCAGUCUGGAAAGAGUCAUUGUCCUGGACACCGAUAUCACGUUUGCUACAGACAUCGCCGAGCUCUGGGCCGUCUUUCAUAAAUUCAAAGGGCAGCAAGUGCUCGGAUUGGUGGAGAAUCAAAGCGAUUGGUACCUGGGAAAUUUAUGGAAAAACCACCGUCCUUGGCCGGCUCUGGGGAGAGGGUACAACACAGGGGUGAUCCUACUGCUCCUGGACAAGCUGAGGAAGAUGAAAUGGGAACAGAUGUGGCGCCUCACCGCUGAGCGAGAGCUAAUGAGCAUGCUCUCUACGUCACUGGCUGAUCAGGACAUCUUCAAUGCCGUCAUCAAGCAGAACCCAUUCUUGGUGCACCAGCUCCCCUGCUUCUGGAACGUGCAACUGUCUGAUCACACCCGCUCGGAACAGUGCUACAGGGAUGUCUCUGAUCUUAAGGUCAUACACUGGAACUCACCCAAGAAGCUUCGAGUAAAGAACAAGCACGUAGAAUUCUUUCGGAACCUCUACCUGACAUUUCUAGAAUAUGAUGGAAAUCUCCUGCGGAGGGAACUCUUCGGGUGUCCCAGUGGGGCCGAUGUCAACAGUGAAAAUCUCCAGAAGCAGCUGUCUGAGUUGGACGAGGAUGACCUGUGCUACGAGUUCAGAAGGGAACGUUUCACAGUUCAUCGCACCCAUCUCUUCUUUCUACACUACGAGUACAAGCCGGCAGGAGACGACAUGGACGUCACUCUUGUAGCGCAACUUUCCAUGGACAGGCUCCAAAUGUUAGAGGCCAUCUGCAAACACUGGGAAGGUCCCAUCAGCCUGGCGCUCUACCUUUCUGAUGCCGAGGCCCAGCAGUUCCUGCGUUAUGCCCAAGGCUCUGAGGUUCUUCUCAACCGGCGCAAUGUUGGCUACCACAUCGUGUACAAGGAAGGCCAAUUCUACCCGGUCAACCUGCUGAGGAACGUGGCCAUGAAACAUGUCAGCACUUCUUAUAUGUUCCUCUCGGACAUUGACUUCCUGCCUAUGUAUGGACUCUACGAGAGCCUCAGGAAGACUGUGGUCCAGUUGGACAUGAAGAACACCAAGAAGGCGCUGAUCAUCCCGGCCUUUGAGACUCUCCGCUACCGACUGUCCUUUCCCAAAUCUAAGGCGGAGCUGCUGUCUAUGUUGGACAUGGGAACCCUAUUCACCUUCAGGUACCACGUCUGGACCAAAGGACACGGCCCAACAAACUUUGCCAAGUGGCGCACAGCGACCACCCCAUACAGAGUGGAGUGGGAGGCGGAUUUUGAGCCCUAUGUGGUGGUCAGACGGAACUGCCCCGAGUACGACCGGAGGUUUGUUGGCUUUGGCUGGAACAAAGUGGCUCAUAUAAUGGAACUGGAUGCACAGGAAUAUGAAUUCACGGUGCUCCCCAACGCCUACAUGAUUCACAUGCCCCACGCCCCCAGCUUUGACAUCACCAAGUUCCGAUCCAACAAGCAGUACCGGGUCUGUCUGAAGACGCUAAAGGAGGAAUUCCAGCAAGACAUGUCCCGGCGUUACGGCUUCACCGCACUGAAAUACCUCACGGCUGAAAACAACGGCUAAUGCCAAACGGGAACGAGGGGAUCUCACCCAGCCGAGUGCCCCAAAUACAAGUCUUUGGGCCAACACCGAGCGCCUGAGCCUUAGUUAUGGUGGAUGGCGAAAGGUUUACAAAGAAAGCCACUUGCGAGUUCUCCUCUGCUUCGAAUUCUGCUGCAGAGCCGCCCCUUCCUUACAAAUAUCUCACUCUGCUAAAGGAAAGAAAUCCAUUUCCAUCCCCAAGGGUCCAGUGAAGCCCCAAUUACACUGGAAUCGAUUCAUUUACAAUCACGGCAGCUCUAAAAUGAUGUAAAGCUGAUUGGCCAAUUUUAGGGGACGUUCAGCCCUCCCUUUGUAUUUUGCACAUACUUUAUAAAAGACUUUCAAUUUAAGGACAGAUACACAGGAAAGUCAGGCUGAUGCAGAACCGCCACUUACCUGCAGGUGGCAGUAUGUAAAGGGGUAUCAGAUAUGCAGCCAAUGGCUUGUGCAGUGCAGUCAUUAGCCAGCAGGGGGCAGUGUUAUAGUUACACUUGCUGAGCAGAGAUACAGAAUAUGCAAGAGAAAACCAAGUCGGAUGCAUUUCUAACAUUUACCUGCAGAGGGCAGCACUGGGGAUACAACAGGCUGGUGCAGUUCUGACUUUCACCCGCAGGUGGCAGCAUUGAACAUUCUAUCCUUUGUGACUGAUACAACCACAGAAGAGACUUGUCAGUAUUAAUUUGUUAUGAAUAAUUAAAGGGCAUUCCUUUCUAUUUUUGUAUCGUAUUCAUCCCUGUAUAGAGGCGUGGUCCCCCCCCCCCGGUGACCAAUCAGUCAAUGUGUAAAUAUAAGGAUGGAGGUACCAUGCAGGGAGAGAUGGGGGGCCCAUUGUUUGUUGGUAACAUCAGCUCUAUACAAAUUGUACCGUAUCAGUGUCUGGGCUGGAAGAAACCAUCAUAUUCCCUGCUAAUGUGAAUGCUGAGUAACAGGAGCUCCCCUAUAUGCAGCAUGGAGUAAACCAGGGAUCUGGAUCCUGAGCCCCUCCCUCUUCAAACAAUCA
Xenopus laevis (African clawed frog) is the source of this 4727-nucleotide messenger RNA. RefSeq names its product LARGE xylosyl- and glucuronyltransferase 1 (gene large1.S). The transcript is spliced from 15 exons. The record is from RefSeq and is a predicted model, not a curated record. The coding region runs from base 1451 to 3709 and encodes 752 amino acids. Lineage: Eukaryota; Metazoa; Chordata; Amphibia; Anura; Pipidae.